GAGACAAAGCGGAAGUUGCAUCGGUUCAGGACUCCGGAUGGAUGCAUGUCCGGCGCAGUGAUCCGAGGCCUCGCAUAUUGAAUAAUAAACGCCUUCGGUUGCUGGGGUCACAAAGCAAAGGACAGAAGCAGCUUCCAGUCUAAAGGUAGAGCUGCCAACCCUCCAGGAUUGUUCUGGAGUCUCCAAGAAUUAAAGCUUCAUCUCCUGGAUAAUUGCUUCCAGCAUUCCAGGAAAAUCCAUUGGGACACCAACAAAACGUUGUGUGCAGUUUUCAUUUUCUUUGUCCCCAAGUGUAUGUCCAAUAGUCAAGGACCAUUCAAUUGGCUAAUGAGGCUGUGUUUGCCUGCAGUGAGGAUUCUUCAGUCUGAUUUGUUUGAAGAGGCAUGCUCGCUCUUGGCCUGCUCUGACAAACAGCAGAUCCCGUCUGAAAAGCGCCAUGCUGUUUUGGACACCUGAUGAUACUAACUUGCUAUUCAGAAGUUCACAAAGUCUGUGGACAGCUUGUGUAACCACGAUCUGUGUUGGUUGAAUUAAGGGUGACUGAGGAUGAGGCCUCGGUUGCUGACCUGGGAUGUUAAGGACACUCUGCUCCGAGUGCGUCACACAGUUGGAGAGCAGUACUCCUUGGAGGCCAAGCUGCAUGGGAUCCGGGUGGAGGCUGAGGCCCUCAACAGUUCAUUCCUGGCUGCCAUGCAAACACAGAAUAAGCUGUUCCCCAACUACGGUCUAGGCCAGGGCCUGAGCUCCCAGCAGUGGUGGAUGGAAAUAGUCAAACGGACCUUUCGGCUCUGCGGGGUGAGUGAUGAGCGGGUACUGUCCCCAAUGGCAGAGAACCUGUAUCAAGGGUUCAGCAGCGCGAGGAACUGGGAGGUGUUUAAUGAUGUGAAAGACACCCUGAUUCACUGUGACAGACUGGGAAUCUGCAUGGGGGUGAUUUCUAACUUUGACCGCCGCCUGGAGAAGAUUUUGGCUAACUGCAGUCUGCGGCAGCAUUUCCAGUUCGUGUUGACUUCAGAGGAUGUAGGAAUAGGCAAGCCAGACCAUCGAAUCUUUAUUAAGGCCUUGGGCCUUGCCCAAGUGGAGCCUGAACAGGCCACGCACAUAGGUGAUGAUGUGUGGAAUGAUUAUCUGGCAGCCAGGGCUGUGGGGAUGGAGAGUUACCUGAUCUGCAGAGAGAAGGAGCAGCCUGCCAGGGCUGAGGGACUGGUGCCCAAGGAUCACAUUCUUCACUCCCUGCAGCAGCUGAACAGCCUCCUGAAAUGAACGCUUUACUGCGUACGGCCCCAAACUCUUAGUGCUCUCAUUAAAUGUAACACAGGAAAUUGGUGUUUUUCACUGAGGAACAAUCAGAAUUCUAGUAGGCAUCAUUGUAUUUGGGUGAGAUUUGCUUUAUCCCUUAUUGGGGGAGCUAGAGGUUGUGAAUUGGUGAAUUACUGUAAUUUUGAGUGAUAUACAGAGUGAUCUGUGGAUACCCCCACUAGGUGUCAUCUCUGAAUAGCCAUGCAAGAAGAAUUCUGGAGUGUUGUACAAAGUAUAAACCGAUUGGAAAAGCCCAGCAUUUUCCAGAUGUAUCUUAUAAUAACAAUAGCAUUAUUUUCAAAGAGGAGCUCAAUGAUUAACAUUUCACUGCAGGUGAUUUGGGAAUAUUUUAUUCAGGAUUUCUAAAAUAAACAUUUUUUCCCCUUUGA
Molecule: messenger RNA, 1688 nt
Organism: Carcharodon carcharias (great white shark)
Lineage: Eukaryota; Metazoa; Chordata; Chondrichthyes; Lamniformes; Lamnidae
Gene: hdhd3
Product: haloacid dehalogenase-like hydrolase domain containing 3
Exons: 4
Coding region: 547-1263 (238 amino acids)
Source: RefSeq, a predicted model, not a curated record